Messenger RNA from Enterobius vermicularis (human pinworm), 372 nucleotides. The record is from the annotation of a GenBank genome assembly. Lineage: Eukaryota; Metazoa; Nematoda; Chromadorea; Rhabditida; Oxyuridae.
UGUAAUCAACCGAGGCGGUUUCACAUAGAAUCAUAUUCGCCUGAUUCUGAUGUACUUACAUCAUUUGUUUUACCAACAAUUGGCUUCUGCAUUGCGAUCAUCAUUGCAAUGCUCUGUGGAAUUCAUAAAAUUAGGGAGUGGGAAUUGGAAAAAAUCAUUGAAACUCGAAGAAAACGACGGGUUGUUGAGAGAAUCACAAGGUGUUUACGGGAGAAGAAUUUGCAGACACUAGAACGUAAGUGGAAAAAUUUUCUAUUAUAUUACUUCGAUCUUGGAAUAUUCAAGGAUACCUCUUUAUGCCAUGCUUCUAAACUACCAGUACCACUUUGUCCAAGAAAUUUUGCGGAAGUAGAAAUACCAGCAAACACAUGA